UAGACAUGAUUAAUAAAGAACUGGAAAAAAUUAAGUGCAUCGCGGAAGAAAGACAUCUCCUUCAACAGGCUGAGGAAGAGAAAAGGCAAUACGAAAAAAAGAAAAAGAAACAACCUAUUCUUCAUAUAAAAAUGGAGGAGGAAUGGAAACAAAAAGAGAUGUUACUUCUGCUGAAAAUUGGAGAGGAUGUGAAACGAGAAGCAAGAAUUGAGGAACUGCGAAGGAAAAGAAGAGAAGAGAAAGCUAAAAAGAAACGAACAGUGCUAGAGAAAAAAAUGGCAUACCACUUGAGAAAAUUGCAGGAGCAUGCUUAUCAAAGGGUAGAAUUUGAAAAUCAUGUAAAGUGCCUGAAUAAGCUGUUAUCUGAAGACCCAAAGAUUAAAAAUCAAGACAUUGGUGACCAAAAUUGGACAUCGUACUCCAGCUUGGGCCUAACCAGCGCCGAGUAG
Molecule: messenger RNA, 449 nt
Organism: Trachemys scripta elegans
Lineage: Eukaryota; Metazoa; Chordata; Testudines; Emydidae
Product: fibrous sheath-interacting protein 2-like
Exons: 4
Coding region: 6-449 (147 amino acids)
Source: RefSeq, a predicted model, not a curated record